This is a messenger RNA of Eucalyptus grandis, 1957 nucleotides long. RefSeq names its product IQ domain-containing protein IQM2. The coding region runs from base 1 to 1956 and encodes 651 amino acids. The transcript has 8 exons. NCBI's taxonomy places the organism in Eukaryota, Viridiplantae, Streptophyta, Magnoliopsida, Myrtales, Myrtaceae. The record is from RefSeq and is a predicted model, not a curated record.
AUGGGACUUUCUUUUUCCUGCCCAUUGGCCGACUUUGCCAACUUGGAAAAUGGUGUCCAAUCCUUUAUCAUCAAAUCCAUACGUUUUGGAGACGAUGGAGUCAAGACUCCAGCUCGUUCUAUCAGUUCCAAUAUCCAAGGUUCAGAGCCGACAAUAACCAAACCCUUGGGCUCUGGAGUGAUGGCACUUGAGUGUGCCGUGUGCUUGGAUGAGAGGAAUUCGAAGAUGGUAAAUUCAAUCAAGUCCCCAUCUUUGAUAUCGAAUGAACAGAAGCAAGUGCCUGCUACAUCAGUUAGCCCAAAACCUCAUGAUGGGAACAAUCAGAUCCCGAGAUCUGUUGGGAUGGCUCAGGAGCGGUCUGUUUUGGAUCCCCGAAGUCCUAAACAUGAGGCAGCUGUGAAAUUACAGAAAUUUUACAAAAGCUUCCGCACUAGAAGGAAGCUGGCAGAUUGUGCGGUACUUGUUAAGCAGAGCUGGUGGAAGCUCUUGGAUUUUGCUGAGCUCAAGCAUAGCUCUAUAUCAUUCUUCGAUGACAGGAAACAGGAGACGGCCAUUUCACGUUGGUCGAGAGCAAGAACAAGAGCUGCCAAGGUUGGAAAAGGUUUGUCGAAGAAUGAUAAUGCUCAGAAACUUGCAUUACGACACUGGCUUGAAGCGAUUGAUCCGCGUCAUCGUUAUGGGCAUAAUCUCCAGUUUUAUUAUAUCAAAUGGCUUCACAGUCAGAGCAGAGAACCCUUCUUUUACUGGUUGGAUAUAGGAGAAGGCAAAGAAGUAAAUCUCGAGAAAUGCCCCAGAGCAAAGCUUCAACAGCAAUGUAUCAAGUACCUUGGCCCGAUGGAAAGGAAGGCCUAUGAAAUUGUCAUUGAAGAUGGGAAGCUCUUCCACAGGCAGAGUGGCAAGCCCAUCCACACCACAGGUGAACCCAGGGACGAGAAGUGGAUUUUCGUCCUGAGCACGUCGAGGGUAAUGUAUGUCGGUAAGAAAAAGAAAGGUUCGUUCCAGCAUUCCAGCUUCUUGGCUGGAGGAGCUGCAGCAUCCGCAGGGACAUUAGUUGUCGAACAUGGCAUAGUAAAGGCAGUCUGGCCUCACAGUGGCCAUUAUCAGCCCACCAAAGAAAAUUUUGAGGAUUUCAUCUCCUUUCUCCAAGAGAACGAUGUGGACCUCACUGAUGUAAUGUUGAGUCCAGUGGAUGAGGAAGGCAUGACGCCUAGCAGGAAAAGCAGCGGUCUUUAUUUACGAAGCAACCCAUCGGAAGAGGAUUUAACGCAAAAGACGGAUGCCUCGGAGAUUGAUGUUUCGACCUUGACUGAAAUAGAAACAGAUCCACUGAACAAAGAGGGUGGCGAUUCUUCAGGACUGGAGUUGCCCAAGCCAAGGCACCUGCAAAGCUUCGUUAGGAAAUUGACCAGUCUUGAAGUACCAAACCAGCGUCAGUUAUUUGAAGACCUAGAGAGCGAGAAUCUAGAUGGUCAUGAAACAACGGAAGAGCCUUCUGUGUCUGAACCCAAUUACAUUGUUCCAAAACCUAACUGGUUUGACGAACAUGGAGAGAACGAAGUAGAAACUACACCAGAGGAAUUGGUCGUACAAAGGAUUAACUCGCAUAAAGAAUCAAAGUCAUCUCAGCAGGUAAUGCAAUUUCCCUACAAAUGGACGACAGGAGCAGGGCCCCGCAUUGGUUGUGUGAGGGACUAUCCCCUGGAGGUGCAGGCUCGAGCUCUAGAACAUGUGAACUUGUCUCCGAGGAGUGCAGGUUUUUCAAGGUCAUAUUCCUCUCCGCAAACAGCUAGUGCAGUUACACCGAGGAAAUUGAGGUCGCCUUCUUCAGUGCCAAGACUAGACUCAGGCUCAUCCGAACACAACAGUACUUCUUUAUCUAACAUCGGUGUUCAAGACUCUGCAGUGAUGUCCUCACCUCUGAAAGGGAAAGCAUCAGCAUCGUGGACUAGUGCCUAAG